GCUUGACGUUACGUUCUGCAUGCGGCUGAAAUCGAGGCUGCCUAGUCGAGGAUGAUCAGCGCCGACACUUCAGCUGCAGUCUCUUGCUGACAUCAAUGCCCCUCAAUUAAAAUAAGUCAUCUAAACAUCCCACCUCUCCAACUUGAAACCCACAUCCCUCCUCAUAAGUCUUACCAGAUUCUCAACAACCCCUCCUCUCCACAAUGUCCUCCCUCCCAGGCGAAACCUACCGCCUCGCAUACCCCAACCUGCCCAACCUGGAAAACCCCCCGUACGUCUCUUACGGCCGCCGGCACCACGAAGCCUGCGCCCACCACGUGGAAAACACCUUCCAAGCCCAGCGCGUCUACCUCAUCGCCUCCACCUCGCUCUCCAAAAACACCUCCGAAGUCAGCAAAUUGCAAACGGCGCUGGGGUCCCGCCUCGCCGGCACGCGAAUCGGAAUCUCGCCCCACACGCCGUGGGACGAAGUCAUAGCCGCUACCAAAGAGGCUGUAGCUGUGAAGGCUGAUUGUAUUGUCACGUUGGGUGGAGGGAGCAUUAUCGACGGGGCGAAGUGCAUGCUGCUCUUUAUUGCGAACGACAUCACGAGCGUCGAGCAGAUUGCGCCUUUUGGGGCGAAGAUUCGAGCCACGCAGGGCGCGAUGCGGCAGUCCUCUGCAGGGCUGGAUUGCGUCGCGCCGACGAUUCCACUUAUUUGCAUCCCCACUACCCUUUCGGGGGGCGAGUACACGCAGUAUGCCGGGGGCACGGAUCCGGAGACGCAUUACAAGCUCGUCAUGGGGCAUCCGUUCUGUGGGCCGCGAUUGAUUAUUUGCGAUCCGCUGGUGACGCUCACGACGCCGAGGUGGGUGUGGUUGAGCACGGGGGUGCGAGGGGUGGAUCAUGCGGUUGAGUGCUACUGUCGCGUGCACGAGCCGGAGGAGAGCGUGGACGCGGCGGCUUUGGAGGCGCUGCGGUUGAUUGUGGCGGGGUUGUUGGGGACGUCAAAGGAGUGGGAGGAUGAAGAGGCGAGGCUGCGGAAUUUGCUGGGCGUUGGGGUCGCGCUGUAUAUGCUGCGGAAAGGGGUGUUGGGCACCGGAGCGAGUCAUGGCAUCGGACACCAACUGGGUCCGUUAGGCGUGGGACACGGCGAAACGAGUUGCAUCCUGCUGCCGAGCGUAUCGAAGUGGAAUGCUAAAGUGAAUGGCGAAAAGCAGGAGCGCAUCAAGGCGGUGCUGUGGAGCGAAGAGACGGUCGCGACGGUGUUGAAGGCGAGAGGGUUGAAAGAGGACACGGCGGACUUGGGCGAUUGUCUGGAUGCGGUGUUCAGGGAGCUGGGCAUGCCGCGGACGUUGCAGGAGGUGGGAGUCGGCCGGGACAAGUUCGCGGCGCUGGCGGCGAAUAGUCUGAAGGACUUUUGCUGCGAGGUCAAUCCCAUUCCGAUGGUGAGGGAGGAGCAGGUGUUGGAGAUUCUGGAGAUGUGUGCUUGAUAGACUAGACUGACAUUCUCGGACACGAAUUAGACCCUUUUCUGAUCUGACGGUUGCGCCUGUGGACGAGUGGGUGGAAGUGUUGCGUCCAAGGCUGGCUAUUUUUGGCCCUUGUCGGCAGCCGACCAAUCAGCGUUCGCCAUUCCGUAACUUCACCUUCACUCGAAACCUCAC
Messenger RNA from Neohortaea acidophila, 1646 nucleotides. RefSeq lists its product as uncharacterized. The record is from RefSeq and is a predicted model, not a curated record. The coding region runs from base 204 to 1472 and encodes 422 amino acids. The transcript has a single exon. NCBI's taxonomy places the organism in Eukaryota, Fungi, Ascomycota, Dothideomycetes, Mycosphaerellales, Teratosphaeriaceae. Gene Ontology annotation, molecular function: metal ion binding; alcohol dehydrogenase (NAD+) activity. Gene Ontology annotation, cellular component: mitochondrion.